Molecule: messenger RNA, 2349 nt
Organism: Danio aesculapii
Lineage: Eukaryota; Metazoa; Chordata; Actinopteri; Cypriniformes; Danionidae
Gene: rbms2b
Product: RNA binding motif, single stranded interacting protein 2b
Exons: 14
Coding region: 85-1293 (402 amino acids)
Cellular component (GO): cytosol
Molecular function (GO): mRNA binding
Source: RefSeq, a predicted model, not a curated record
UGUCCCCGGUGACGUCAGCUGACUGUUUUGGCUGUACGAGGCGCUCCGGACACACAGCGCGCUGCUGCUGCUGCUGCUGUAAAAAUGCUGCUCUCGGUGCCGCCAAGGACAGGAAUCAACCCGUAUAACGGCUACACCAGCAGAACCAGUAAAAAGCAGGCGUAUGCAUCCUCCACCCAACAGAUGGCGCCGCCCAGUCCCAACACCACCACCACCAGCAGCAGUAAUGGAAGCAGCAGCGGUGGAGACCAGCUGAGCAAAACCAACCUGUACAUCCGUGGACUCCAUCCCGGAACCACAGACCAGGAUCUGGUCAAACUCUGUCAACCCUAUGGAAAAAUAGUGUCAACUAAGGCCAUACUUGACAAGACCACCAACAAGUGUAAAGGCUAUGGCUUUGUGGAUUUCGACAGCCCGGCCUCUGCACAGAAAGCAGUAACAGCGCUAAAGGCCAGUGGAGUUCAGGCUCAGAUGGCAAAGCAACAGGAACAGGACCCCACCAAUCUGUACAUCUCCAAUCUGCCUCUGUCUAUGGACGAGCAGGAGUUAGAGAGCAUGCUCAAGCCCUUCAGCCAGGUCAUCUCCACACGCAUCUUAAGGGACGCAAGCGGCACCAGCCGUGGAGUGGGUUUCGCCAGGAUGGAAUCGACUGAAAAAUGUGAAGCCAUCAUUCAACAUUUUAAUGGCAAAUACAUCAAGACUCCUCCUGGAGUAGCAGUGCCUGCAGAACCAUUGUUGUGUAAAUUUGCUGACGGAGGACAGAAGAAACGCCAGAAUCAGGGGAAAUAUCACCAGAAUGGACGGCAGUGGUCGAGAGAGGGUGAAAAUGGCGGGAUGACGUUAACAUAUGACCCUACUCCUGCUUUACAGAAUGGGUUUUACUCUCCUUCCUACAGCAUCGCUCCGAACAGAAUUAUUGCUCAGACUUCUAUUUCUCCCUACAUGCACUCGCCUGUAUCCACAUACCAGGUACACAAUCCCUCCUGGAUACAUCACCAGUCUUACCUCAUGCAGCCUACAGGUACCGUCCUCACGCCCUCGGUCGACCACACCAUGACCAUCCAGCCCACUGCCAUAAUAGGGCCUCUCACACAGCAGCUUAGCCAUCUGACCCUGGGCACUACAGGCACGUAUAUGCCUGCAAACACAGCUAUGCAAGGGACCUACAUACCACAAUAUGCCCAAGUGCCUCCUUCAAGCAUUACAGCCGAGGAAAACAGCGUGCAGCAGCAGCAGGUUGGCAUAGAGACGCCCACAGACCACACAACAUACUCCUACCAGCAUGGCAAAUGAAGAGGAGUACAUUCAUAGGAAUGAUGGAGGACUUGGAUUUUGAACCUGAAAUAAAAAGAAAUGGACAUUGGAAAAGGAACUGGGAAGCACGCCUCUUUCCAAUUUGAAGAAAGCAGACUUUUUUUUCUUGGAGAAGACCAACCGAUAAUGAAGCUAAAGCUAUUUCAGUAAGCGAAAGACUUGGAUGGAGAAAGCUAUGACUUUAAGAUGUUCACAAAAAGCAAAGUAAGCUUUUUUUUUAACACAAAGACUCACAUACAUGCGCGCGCAUACACACACACACACACAAACACACACCAACCCACCUUGAGAAAUAUUUUUCUGCAACUUUAUUUUCUAAAACAUUCUGCGAAGCCAGAAUGAAUCAACUACGAUGUUACAGCACCAUGUGUCAUUUUAAUUUGAAUUAUUGUUUUUUGUAAAAUUCUUUCAAGAUUUUGUUGACUGCUUUUGAACUGUCUGCUGCAAACGGAGGAAUUUUGUACAUAAAACUGUUUUUUGCAAAGAUCUUGCUGCAUUUUUCUUGAAUAUCAAUUUAAGGAAAUCCGGAGGAACCUGCUUAAACCUGAAGUUAAGUCGUUUUGAUAGACAAAUGUGCUGUAAUGAAGAGUGUUGUAAAUGCCCUCAUUGUUUCAAGCAAGCUUGUCCAGCGAGAAGAGACUGAAUUCUGAAACCAAGACCUCAUAUUCCUUCACAACAACUACAAAACAUAAUUUUUCUUCCAAAAUGCUGCUUUUACUUGUAAGUUAGGUUAUGCUCUGUUUAAAUGUUGAGAUUUAUUUUUGUAUUUGAAGAUCAUUUUUAAAAAAAAGUAAAUUUCAAAGAGAAGCUAUUUGGAUGAUAAACUUUUUAUGGCUUUGUUUUCAUGUCAAUUGUUCUGUCCUGCUUCUUCAUACACCUUGGUUGUCUUUUCUGUCAUGCACUGUAAGGAGUUAUCCACCAAUGUUGUAAUGUAGGCCUGUAAAUGACUUUUUCUUGCCUUGGUGAACUUUAAUAGCGAGGAGUGUGUUCUUUGGGCUGUGUCCCCUGAGAUAUAAAAAUGGCAAUAUAAUGAAA